CCCACAUUGACGAGCAGCAGAGAUUUGUGACAGGAACAAACACUUCCCCAUCUGCCCCGGCAGGCUGGAACGAGGCAGAGCAAGCUAGCAACCAACAUGGGCGGCUUCACGCCGCGGGCUGCCGCCUCGCUUCUCCUCCUGCUUCUCCUCCGCUCGCCGUCGCCGUCGGAGCCCGUGGCCGCCGCCGCCGCCGCCCUCCGCGCCCGGCGCUACGACUCCAUCUUCGGCUUCGGCGACUCCUUCACCGACACCGGCAACAACCCCGUCGUCUUCGCGUGGUACUCCGUCCCCAACCCCGUCACGCGCCCGCCCUACGGCUCCACCUUCUUCGGCCACCCCACCGGACGCAACUGCGACGGCCGCCUCAUCAUCGACUUCAUCGCGGAGGGCCUGGGCCUGCCUCUCGUGCCGCCAUUCCUGGCGCACGACGGGAGCUUCCGCCGCGGCGCCAACUUCGCGGUCGGGGCCGCCACCGCCAUCGACGCUGCCUUCUUCCACGACGGCGAGCCCCCGGGCACCGACAACAAGUUCCCUUUCAACACCAGCUUAGGCGUGCAGCUGCAGUGGUUCGAGUCACUCAAGCCCUCCCUCUGCGCCACAACCCAAGAGUGCAAGGAUUUCUUCGGCAGAUCGCUCUUCUUCCUUGGAGAGCUCGGGUUCAACGACUACAGCUUCUCGAUGAACAAGGGGAAGAAUGUUCAACAGCUCAGAUCCUUGGUGCCACACGUCAUCAGGACCAUCUCCAUGGCCAUUGAGAGGUUGAUCAAGCACGGGGCCACAAGUUUGCUGGUCUCCGGGAUGGUUCCGGCGGGAUGCGACCCGCCGAUUCUCACCUUCUUCCCCAGUGCCGACCCAGCAAGCUACGAGCCCCGGACAGGCUGCCUGAAAGGGAUGAACGAGCUGUCCACCUAUCACAACUCAAUGUUGCAGGAGUCCCUAGACAAGAUCCGUUCCAAGCACCUUGACGUCGAGAUCGGUUACGCCGAUUUCUUCAGCCCCGUAAUGGAGAUGGUGAAAUCGCCGGCCAAAUUUGGGUUUGAAGAGGACGCUCUGACCGUCUGCUGUGGAGGCCCGGGAAGGUACCACUUCAGUGGAGUGGUCGUCUGCGGCGAUCCAGGCUCGACCACAUGCAAGGACCCAUCUGCUCGUCUGUUCUGGGAUGGCGCCCACUUGACGGAGGCGGCCAACCGCUACAUCGCCGACGGCUGGCUCCGCAGCAUCAGCUCUCCUGCAACUGCUACCAACUAAUUGUGUGUGUGAGUUACUUCUUAAUACAAAGGUGCACAGCUCUCCUGCGUAUUUCCAAAAAACUAAUUGUGUGCGAGACCUCAGGAUUUGUCGACUUUAGUCUCGGGUUCAUGCUGAAGCCGGGUUCGAUCAAUUUGGGACCAGAAUGGCUGCCCCAGCUCAGUUAAAUAUAUUCAAUUUGUACAUCCCACACCCUAAGUAAAAUAUUAGCUUAAUUUACUUCCUCCUCCUUUUGAUACUAGCUUAAUAUACCAUCUGAACUGUUUUUUAUCA
Setaria italica (foxtail millet) is the source of this 1521-nucleotide messenger RNA. RefSeq names its product GDSL esterase/lipase At5g45910. The record is from RefSeq and is a predicted model, not a curated record. Gene Ontology annotation, molecular function: hydrolase activity, acting on ester bonds. The coding region runs from base 97 to 1248 and encodes 383 amino acids. Lineage: Eukaryota; Viridiplantae; Streptophyta; Magnoliopsida; Poales; Poaceae. The transcript has 5 exons.